This is a messenger RNA of Melopsittacus undulatus (budgerigar), 442 nucleotides long. RefSeq names its product EF-hand calcium binding domain 10 (gene EFCAB10). The transcript has 4 exons. NCBI's taxonomy places the organism in Eukaryota, Metazoa, Chordata, Aves, Psittaciformes, Psittaculidae. The record is from RefSeq and is a predicted model, not a curated record. Bases 35 to 421 code for a protein of 128 amino acids. Gene Ontology annotation, molecular function: calcium ion binding.
GGGGCUAAGGGCUGCGGUGUCCCAGCAACCCAGCAUGGCGGCGGGCGAGCAGCAGGGCCGCAGCUACCUGCAGCGGCACCGGGUCCCCGAGCUGCUGCACCGCCUCUGCGCGCUCGUGCUCUACCACAGGCCCGACAGCCCACGGGAGUUCCUGAUCCAGGCGCUGGAAAAGGUGAAGGCCGGGCGGAGAGCAGAGGGCGAGUACCCGAACCUCAUGGAUGAGACCAACGUGGUGGCCAUGUUCAGCUUGCUGGAUGUGGUGGGCCAAGGGCACAUAACGGCAGCGCAGUACAGGGAAGCUCUUAAAACUUUGGGACUGACCACUGAGGAUCUACAGAUUGAAGAUGAUGCGAUUGUCACACUGGAUGUAUUCACACAGGAAGUGAAGAAAAGGAUGCUGGAGAGCUGGGCUGUGCAUUAGCUUCAGUCUGCUACAUGUAUU